Molecule: messenger RNA, 1119 nt
Organism: Zasmidium cellare ATCC 36951
Lineage: Eukaryota; Fungi; Ascomycota; Dothideomycetes; Mycosphaerellales; Mycosphaerellaceae
Exons: 3
Coding region: 1-1119 (372 amino acids)
Molecular function (GO): dioxygenase activity
Source: RefSeq, a predicted model, not a curated record
AUGCCUGGCAAAGUCCUCUCACCGUACAAGCAGGUCCCAGAGACCAAGGCCGACCUCGACUGGGCUGAGCUCGUCACUCUCGAUCUGUCUACGUUCGACACGCCGGGCGGCAAGCAAACCCUCGCGGAUCAGUUGACCUACGCGGCGCAACAUGUUGGCUUCUUCUAUGUGAAGAACUUUGGCAUCCCCCAGGAGGAGGUUGAUCGUCAGUUUGCGCUCGGGCGGGAGUUCUAUGAGUUGCCGUUGGAGGAGAAGUUGAAGUAUCACAACUUGGAGGACUUGCAUCGCGGGGAAUACAAUGGGUACAGGCCAGCCGGGUUGAGACAGCUUACUGCUGAUAUCAAGGAUAACAUCCAAGUCUACAAUCUGCCAAAGUUCGACGGCCACCAUGAGCGCGCCCAGCCACCAGUGCUCAAAGGCCACAUCAAGGAAAUCGAAGCUUUCAGCCGUAAAUGCCACGACCUCGUCGUGAACAAGCUCCUCCGGCUCUUCGCCAUCAUGCUCGAGCUACCUGACGAGGAGCAGCUCGUCAAAGACCACGUCUACGACGACAAUGGCGAAGACCACCUCCGGUACAUGCACUACAAGGCUCGCUCACCCGAGGAGAACCGUCUGGUCGGCGAGCUGUAUACGCCAGGCCACACGGAUCUCGGUUCGAUCACUCUCCUAUUCCGUCAACCCGUCGCUGCGUUGCAGAUCUUGAACUCCAAGGAGGAGUGGAAGUGGGUGAAGCCUCAGGACGAGACAAUCACGAUCAACAUCUGCGAUGCGUUGGCGGCGUUGACGGGCGGGUACUUGAAGUCGAGCGUCCACCGCGUGAGGAGCCCGCCAGAUGACCAGGCACACAUUGAUCGCUUGGGUGUUUUGUACUUCGCCAGACCCAACAACCACGUGGUCCUGGACCCGAUCAAUAACAGCCCUCUCUUGAAGCGUCUUGGUCUCGAGGAGAAUGACUUCACCAAACUCGGCCAGCAUCUCACCAUGGAGGAGUGGGUCAAGGUGCGCCAGUCUCAGCAGCAGCGUCGGACGGAGGCGCCGAAGAUUGAUGGGUCCAAGUAUGAGUAUACGGAUAAGGCAUUGGAGAUUAUUCCGGGGCUCAAGGCGAAGGUCUACAAUUAG